AUGCAUGUCUGGGAGAACAUUGAGAUGGAAAGCGGCAUCUGGAAAUAUGAGACGACACGAGACGUGAAGCUUUGCUCUUCAGUGCCUGCUCACCUCAUCAUCGUGGCCAUACUCAAGUCGAUAUCCCUCCUCACUUUCGCAGCCGCGAGUGUACUGAUACAAAGUCAGCCCGCCCCCGGAGGCUGUACCGCCAGUCCCUUCACCGUCUCAAUUGCUGGAGCAGUCGAGCUCAAAGCAACUACCGCUAUCGUCCACGGAGAUGCAUCGUGGUACUGCAAUGACAGAACGACUACGAAAGCGGCCUCUGGCAACUCAUCUAUUUCUCAGAUUUGUGGCGGCGAUGCGUGCAAAUCGUCCAACCCAGUGGACUUGGCGAAGAGCUCGCUUUCAAGACCUGAUGCGAUCACGCCUGCAUACGCCGAGGGACCGCCGGGGCACAAAAUUCCAGGCUGUGGUGCCCUUUCCAAAACGCCAAAGUGGACACUAGGAACCAUCAUCUUCAUCAACGAGACUGGAGACGGAUCUUCUGCCAUUCAGACUCAGUCAAUCCAGUUCCAAGUCACCAAUGAAGCCACGGUGCAUGUAGUCGGUUGCCUGAACUACUUUCUGACUGACGCGGGAGAAAAUCCACGUCUUCGGAUUAACUGCAGCGGGCGUACAGAUCGUAAGAGUCGGUAUAACACCUAG
This is a messenger RNA of Neurospora tetrasperma FGSC 2508, 687 nucleotides long. RefSeq lists its product as uncharacterized. Bases 1 to 687 code for a protein of 228 amino acids. Lineage: Eukaryota; Fungi; Ascomycota; Sordariomycetes; Sordariales; Sordariaceae. The transcript has 4 exons. The record is from RefSeq and is a predicted model, not a curated record.